CGUAGUAGUAUAAUAUUAUAGCAAUAGAACGACCGUACGGGACGGCUGGUACGUCCACGCACGUCAGUCGCUAUUCACCACUAGUCAGGGCUGYACGGUGUCGCGCGCGCGUAUUUUUCGCGAUCCGUCGACCAUAAUAUAAUAUUAUUGUUAUUUAUCACCGGCGCUCGCACGAAUUGCAUCGUUAUUGUUUCAUCCCCGCUGCCCAGCGCGUUAGUUCCGUUUUCGAAUUUUUUUUUUCGUGCGCGAUUAUCCGUCAUCGUGUUUUUGCUUUGGCUAUUUUCGGUCGUCCGAUUUUUGUACUGCGCCAGUCGCGUUCUGAUCCCGUUUMAGCGUGUCACAAUUAUAUUAUAUUAUUAUUUAUUAUUCCGUGUCUUGAUCCGAAUUCACGUCGAUCUCCGUCAAUCAGCGAAUCCAGUGAAAUAAAAUACAGUUCCACAAUGGAUUUGGAAUUCGACUCUCAUACGGUGUUCAUUGAAGAUGUCACAUUACCUUCAUUGUUGACCAGUUUUAGUACAUCAACUACAAGUUCAGUAGAGUUUACAUCAUCAGAAUCAGAGUCAGAAACUACUCGAAUACCCAUUACCAAACAAAAAGCAAAUAAAUAUAUUAAUUACAAAGGUCCAGUAAAAUCAUAUUCAUUAGCUGAUUUAACAAAAAUAAAAUCAUUCAAACCACUUAUACGAGAAGAUUCAGCCAUAUAUUCUACAGAAACAUUAACUAGUGCCAUGACUACCAGAACAGAAUCAGGUAUUCAUAAUUCUAAUAGUUGUCUGAAUUCAUUUGGUAAAACUAACAAGAAGUAUGCGCAUGUUGAAAGUAAAGUUAAACAAUACAUUAAGGAUAUUAAAGAUAAUGAAGCUAAAAGUAAAGCUACAAGAUAUAGUUUACAACCUUCAUCAAGAAAACAGCAAGUAAAUAAAUAUGUUGAUGAAAUGAUUAAAACUGAAAGUGAAGAAAUUUUAAAUUUAAAAAGUAAUUUGAAAAAACUUGAAAUUCAAUUAUUGGAGAAAAAUAGACUUAUAGAACAACUUCAAUACAAUUAUAAAGUUAUGGAAAAUAAGUAUAAUUCUGCAACAAAUAUUAUAUUAAAAUUGGCAAAACCUAGUAGAGAUGUGUUAAAAUUUACUGAAAGUGAAUUGAUAGAGCCAUUAUCUCCCGGUUAUAGUAUACCACCCCCUAAAGAAGUUUGGGGUCGUGGCUAUAAAUUAAAAACAUCCAAUACGUUAUCAACAUUACAAAAAGAAAACUUAAAUCUAGAAAAAGAAAAUGGUCUCAAGGUUCGAAAAGUGAAAUCAGGAGGUGACUUAAUAAAUUAUUCCAAUAUUGAUGCCUACAAGACACUGAGAGAUUCAAGAUCUGCUAUACAAAAGGUGAAGUUGUGGCAAGAAUCAUUAGCAAGUACUGAUGUUUCUGAAAUGGACACAGAUCAAGRUGUUGAAUUUCCAUCACCACAUUCAUAUUCUGUAUCAUCUAAUGAUUUAUCAAUGAGUUCAUUAGAAAUUGCUCCAGUGAUGAGUAAUAAAUAUCCUAAYAAACUCGAAUGUCGCAGUGAUUCAUCUGGUUGUGGUAUGUCUUCAACCAGAGUAUCUAAAGAAAAUACAUUGGUUAGUGGUAUUAAUAUAUCAGUUGAUAACAAUGAAUUGUGCUCUACCAGUGAAACGGUAAAACUACACACCUCUACACCCAUAAAAAAUGUUGGGCAUCAUUUAAAUUCAACUAAAUCCAAAAACACAACUGUAUCAAACAAACAUAACAAUGAGUCACAAAAACGUUGUUCAUCAAAAAAACAUAGGAAAUCGAAACCUAAAAUUGAAGAAAACCAAUGUCCAAAUGAAGUAGAUGAAUUCAUGUGCCAAUUUAAACAUUGCAUUGGUGUCAUUAAUGGAGUAGUCACAAAAAUGGAAGAAAGCUUUAUGUCUCAAAGAUAAUUUUUUUAUUCAAAAUGUAUUGUGCCUUUUUUGCAUACUUAUGUUAUAUGAUAAUAAAUUGAGUUUAAAGGUUUAUUAAAGGUUAUCAUGUAUACCUAUAUAUAUAUAUACCUAUUUUUUAUA
Messenger RNA from Diuraphis noxia (Russian wheat aphid), 2054 nucleotides. RefSeq lists its product as uncharacterized. The record is from RefSeq and is a predicted model, not a curated record. NCBI's taxonomy places the organism in Eukaryota, Metazoa, Arthropoda, Insecta, Hemiptera, Aphididae.